AUGGAAGUUCCACUUGUUAACUUUGAAAACAUGGAUGAUGUUGGCAUCAACCUGGGUGAUCCAAACGACUCUGGUUACCCCACUUCACCUACCUCAGAAGCCCCCGAUCAGAACCUUUUAACCCAUCGCCUGCCUUCUCCUCACCAGUCACCACGCAGAGGACGUCGUGGGCAUCAGUCGGGUCAAGAUGGGUUAUCCCCUUCCACUCCUCCGACUCUGACCUCCAAAGAAAACUCCAGCAGCGGCAGUUUGAUCUCCAAUCUCAAGCUGCUGAUCAACAGCGAGUCUCCCACAGACAGCGUCUUCAGUAAGAUGCCGAAGGAUUAUUACGAAAAUGAAGAUCUUUUUGAAAAGCACUGCAUUGAAGAAAAAGAUGAGAAAGUUGUCAUCAAUAUUUCAGGCCUGAUGUUUGAAACCCAACUCAGCACCCUCAACAAGUUUCCCGAGACACUACUGGGCGACCCAAUCAGGAGGAUAAGUUACUUUGACCCAAUGAAAAAUGAGUAUUUUUUUGACCGAAACCGCCCAUCUUUUGAUGGGAUUCUCUACUAUUAUCAGUCGGGGGGCAGAAUUCGUAGACCAGCCAACGUUCCCUUAGAUGUUUUUGCAAAUGAAAUGGUUUUCUACGAGUUGGGUCAUGAAGCAAUGGAGCAGUUCCGAGAAGAUGAGGGGUUCGUCAAAGAGCCCGAAGUCCUUUUGCCCACCAAUGAACUGCGGCGGCAGUUCUGGCUCCUGUUUGAAUACCCAGAGAGCUCCAGUGCAGCCAGAUCCUUGGCACUGGUCUCUGUGUUAGUCAUUGUCAUUUCCAUCUUCAUCUUCUGCCUGGAAACUCUGCCAGAGUUCAGAGAGGACAGUGACUUUCCUUCAACUUUAACCCAAAUGAACAAUGGCACCCAAGACAGUGCGGGCCCUCAUUCUGCCAAUAAAGACGUGAUUGCAUAUAUCACUGACCCAUUUUUCAUUGUGGAGACUAUAUGUAUCAUUUGGUUCUGCUUUGAAGUCGGUGUCCGUUUUGUGGUGUGCCCCAGCAAAAGGGAUUUCUUUAAUAAUAUCAUGAAUACCAUUGACAUUGUAUCUAUAAUUCCCUACUUUGUAACCCUGGGAACCGAGCUGGCUACAACACCCGAUGAAGACAUGAACUCAGGGCAGAAUAUGUCCUUGGCGAUCCUGAGAAUCAUCCGACUAGUCAGAGUCUUCAGAAUUUUUAAACUUUCGCGACACUCAAAGGGACUUCAGAUUUUGGGACAGACCUUGAAAGCCAGCAUGAGGGAACUGGGGCUGCUGAUCUUCUUCCUUUUCAUUGGAGUCAUUCUUUUCUCAAGUGCCAUCUACUUUGCUGAAGUGGAUGAGCCGCAGACGCAAUUCGUUAGCAUCCCUGAUGGCUUCUGGUGGGCUGUGGUGACGAUGACCACUGUUGGCUAUGGAGACAUGUGCCCUAUCACCAUGGGAGGCAAAAUGGUCGGCACUCUCUGUGCCAUUGCUGGUGUCCUGACCAUUGCCUUGCCCGUCCCCGUCAUCGUCUCCAACUUUAACUACUUCUACCACCGUGAGACUGAGCAGGAGCAGAAGUUGGUGAUGGAUGCAGCAGCAGAAGCUGCUCAGAAAAUGUCCGCUGCUAAACAGUACGAAAGUACAUUUUCUUUAAACAAAAGUAACGGCAACUGGCAAAAUGACAAAAACGGCAUGCACUGACGGAUAAGCUAUUGGCAGGAAUGACAAAAACACAUGGACACAUGUACUGUAAACAUAUCUGUUAGCUAGACAAACUCGGUUUAUCUUUGUCACCAUUUUGUACACCAAACAUGGAAAAACUGUGCAGCUAAUUUCAGUAUUAACAGGCAAUGUGUA
Cololabis saira (Pacific saury) is the source of this 1848-nucleotide messenger RNA. Its product is annotated as potassium voltage-gated channel subfamily A member 10-like. NCBI's taxonomy places the organism in Eukaryota, Metazoa, Chordata, Actinopteri, Beloniformes, Belonidae. The record is from RefSeq and is a predicted model, not a curated record. Gene Ontology annotation, cellular component: membrane; voltage-gated potassium channel complex. Gene Ontology annotation, molecular function: protein binding; delayed rectifier potassium channel activity. Gene Ontology annotation, biological process: protein homooligomerization; potassium ion transmembrane transport. The coding region runs from base 1 to 1692 and encodes 563 amino acids. The transcript has a single exon.